CUCAGCCCAGCUCAGCGCGCACCUCCUUAGCGGCAUAAUGCAUUCCUGUUGCAAAAUCCACUGGGAAAUAGGGCUAGACCAUUCCAUCCUUCGGGAUCCUCAUUAUAUUCUAACACAAGAACAUUUAAAGACGACAGGGAAAAUAGGAUUUUUGUAAUGCUAAUUAAUUUCGUUCGGAAGAAGAGGCCCUACUCUUUCAUGUUGAUAUUAUUUUUUAGAUUUCUCCACCCCCUCUUCAUUGGAAUGGUUGUUCCUUCACACUGCCUGCCGUGCCAUGUUGGAUGGAUGUAUCGAUGUUGCAGCUGGAGUUCCGAAUGAAAGUUUAGAAUUUGCCCUAUGCAGAGAUUGGGGUUACCACGGAUUCUUCGAGGCCCCUGGGGCAUGGUGACGCUGUUAUUCAACAACCGGGAUCCAGAAAUAUUUCAUUUUGCAGGCCUCUAGCUACCUUAGAAACAACGUAAUGAGAUGAUGCAGUUGCAGGCCAUGGUGACCAAAGACUGCACGAAUUUUAUGUAAUAUUCAAGAGUAAAACAGUUAAUUUUGUUUAUCUGGAAAUUAUUUGAGAACAUGAAUAGCCAUCCUCCGCAACGGCGGGUUGGAAAUAUUGGUUCCAUACUCCUCACCCCGCAAGAGAACGAAUGCCUCUUCAACUACCUGGGCAGGAAAUGCAUUACCCUGUGCACAGCGGUGGUCCAGGUGUAUGGGGCAGACAGGAGCUCGUCCUGGGUGAAGAGGUGCUGCGGAGUGGCCUGUCUGAUCAAGGAUAACCCUCUGAGGUCCUACUUCAUCAGGGUCUUUGACAUCAAGGAAGGGAAAACCAUGUUUGAACAGGAGCUCUACAAUAACUUCUCAAUCAACAGCUCGAGGUCGUAUUUCAUUUCGUUCGCAGGAGAUAACUGCCAGGUAGGCCUGAACUUCGCUAGCGAGGAAGAGGCCAAGCGAUUUAGAGCUGCACUGAAAGACCUACUCGGCAGACGGCAACGUAAAACGGAGAAAAGACGCGACCCUGCAAAUGGCCCAGCUCUCCCUAUGGCCACGGUUGACAUCAAGAACCCGGAGAUCAACAAUGUGCGCUUCCACAACUCCCACCACCACCACCAUCAUCACCAGCAGCAGCCCCAGCCACACCACGUCAACAACAUGCUGCACAGCAGCUUCAGCAAGAAGGAGAAGAAAGUGAAGGGCAAGAGGAAGAAGCUCACCAAGGCAGACAUAGGCACCCCCAGCAACUUCCAGCACAUCGGCCAUGUGGGCUGGGACCCAAACACAGGCUUCGAUUUGAAUAACCUGGACCCGGAGCUAAAGAACCUGUUUGACAUGUGUGGCAUCUCAGAGGCCCAGCUGAAGGACAAGGAGACCUCCAAGGUUAUCUACGACUUCAUCGAAAAGAAAGGAGGGGUGGAGGCCGUCAAGAACGAGCUCCGUAGGCAAGCCCCACCACCUCCUCUCUCGGGCGGCCCACCUCCCCCUCCCCCACCCCACAGCUCGGGCCCAGGUCCCCCACCACCACCACCACCACCAUCGCGAGGUGGCCGGGGUGCCCCGCCACCACCUCCACCCUCUCGGGCCCCCACCUCUGCCCCUCCCCCCCCUCCCCCCUCCAGGCCUGGUGCCCUAGGAGCCCCCCCUCCUCCCCCACCCCCCAACAGAGGGGGCCACGGCCACCAGCCACCCCCUCACGCCACCCUAGCCUCCCAGGCCCCACCGCCACCUCCCCCACCAGCAGCACCACCCACCGGUGGCGGGGGAGCCCCUCCUCCACCUCCUCCUCCACCACCCCCACCCCCACCUGGACCCCCACCCCCUCCAGAGCUGGACGGUGGUGUGGAGGCGCUCCACUCACCCCUGGGCUCUGGGGGUAAGUCGGCCCUGCUGGAGCAGAUCCGUGGGGGCACCCAACUGAAGAAGGUAGAGCCACCGGCCUCCAAGCCACCGGCCACCACCGUGGGGCGCGAUGCGCUGCUCGACCAGAUACGGCAGGGCAUCCAGCUAAAAACCGUACCAGACAGCCCAGACUCGGGCUCCCCUACACCGGCCCCCUCGGCAGGCAUCGUGGGGGCACUUAUGGAAGUCAUGCAGAAGAGGAGCAAAGCCAUCCACUCAUCGGAUGAAGAUGAGGAUGAUGAUGACGAAGAAGAUUUCGAAGAUGAUGAUGAAUGGGAUGACUAGUUAAGUUUCUUGUCCUCCUCCCCAACACAACUGAUACUAAACUGAUCCUAAAAUCUUCCAAAACCUGACUAAAAUUGUAAAUGUUCUAUGAAUUUAUUUAUUGUUGCCAUUUUGCUUUUGUUAUUAACCUGUGCAAUACCUUGUUCAUUUAAUCUGUAAAGUUUUGUCACAUACCCUCUGUAGAGUAUCUCUGGUAGCACUUUCCUGCGACUCUGUCAUAGAACGCUCACAUCACCGUUUAAAAGCAUGAUAUACAAAUAUUAUAAGCUGUCCUAACUGUUCAUGGUAAUACGCUGACUUGCUCAGGCUGACCACCACUGCAUGUGACACUGCGAGAUUGCUUGUCGUAAGCUAAUACAAGGUGUUAUUACCACCAAUGACACCUGGGGUCUGUUCAGGAGGGUGCAAUGUCACAGAACGUCCAGAGAUAGAAACAUAUUGUGUAGAAUAGAUAUGAUUCUCGUCCUCAAGAAUAGUUCUUAUCCACUUAUCAGCUAACAUUAUAUUUCUAUCUGCAACGUUCUGAACAUUUAGCCCUAUGGAAUAAUACACUGCUGCUAUGUCAUGCUUAUGACAGCCUGAAGACAGCAGGUUCAAGUAGUACGGUAUCCGAUGGAUUAACCGUGUGCAAUUCUAGUUCUAUUUGAUUGGUGUAUUACUUUAAAUGUUCUGUUCCCCUGCCGAUGAAGAAAGGGAGAUAUAUACGUAACAAACGAAAGGGAUCCUUUUGUGUCGUUAUUGUUGGUAAUGCAAGAUAACACUAUUUUCUUACCCUACUUUUUUGUACCUUCAAUUUUCUUAAUGAGAUCCUAGUUUAGCACAGUUAUUUUUUAAUAUGGAGUCCACUUAUUAGAAUUGUAAGCCCAAAUUGACUCGUGUAAAUGUGCUCAAUGCUUGUACGUUCAAAGCUGUUAUAUCUUCGCACAAUUUCAAAAUUGAAUUUACUAUAAGAGUAACAGUGCAGUGUCAUAGUUGUGUUCCAACGAGCUCUUAAAGUAGCUUCUGCAUCGAGGAACUUUUAUUAGAAUCGAUUUAUGAUUGACACUAUGAAAUGUCCCACUCAUUAUGGGUUACAGAGGUGUCCUGAUGUCCUAUAUUAUCUUUCAGAGGGGAAAUCAUCACUACAAAAAAGUAUAACUUCUACUCAAAUAGACUCAUAGGAAUCAUUUAGGUUUUGUUUCUUUUCUCUUACUUACUGUAUCUGUUACAAUACAUAUUAUUCUCUCCUCCCUGCUGAAAUUAGAAUCAUAUUUAUGUCACUAGCUAUUAGGUCAGUGUUCAUAUUCAGCAGCAGAUCUAGAAAUAUCUUCCAGUUUUUGUUUAACUUUUGUGGGAUGAAUCUGUAAAUGCCUCCAUACAAAAGCUAAUAAUGAACUAAAAUUGGCAUUUGCACGAAGCGUCUACAAGGCUUUGGUUUCACUCUCCUAAAUGCUUUCAUUUUUGAUAAUGCUGAUGAUGCCUGUGAAACUCCAUUUUACAGUAUGUACAGAAGUAGCCAAAUGGAUGCUGUUUCAACCGUAUUGCCUGUCUCAAUUUGUACCAUCCUACACCGAGGUGACUGCUGCAUUAAGAAACCGUAAUACUGACAUCAGUAUGGAAAAUGUAUGCACUCACUAACUGUAAGUCGCUCUGGAUAAGAGCAUCUGCUAAAUGACUAAAAUGUCAAUGUAAAUCAAACUUUCAAAAUAGGUUGGAAAAAGCAAUGGAAAUACUAAAUUGUAUACUUAAAUAAAUGUUAAUAUUUACAGA
Coregonus clupeaformis (lake whitefish) is the source of this 3918-nucleotide messenger RNA. Its product is annotated as neural Wiskott-Aldrich syndrome protein-like. Gene Ontology annotation, biological process: regulation of Rho protein signal transduction; actin filament organization. Gene Ontology annotation, molecular function: actin binding; small GTPase binding. NCBI's taxonomy places the organism in Eukaryota, Metazoa, Chordata, Actinopteri, Salmoniformes, Salmonidae. The record is from RefSeq and is a predicted model, not a curated record.